Molecule: messenger RNA, 1823 nt
Organism: Dicentrarchus labrax (European seabass)
Lineage: Eukaryota; Metazoa; Chordata; Actinopteri; Moronidae
Gene: qdpra
Product: quinoid dihydropteridine reductase a
Exons: 7
Coding region: 84-794 (236 amino acids)
Biological process (GO): tetrahydrobiopterin biosynthetic process; L-phenylalanine catabolic process
Cellular component (GO): cytoplasm
Molecular function (GO): NADPH binding; NADH binding; 6,7-dihydropteridine reductase activity
Source: RefSeq, a predicted model, not a curated record
CUCCCUCUCUCUCUCUCUCUGUCUAUUUCAGCUGAAGCUCGGCCGCACUUCUCUCACUGCUCACUGUUAAUCAGAGCAUAAACAUGGCCGCUCACCGGGUUAUCGUGUAUGGCGGAAAAGGCGCUCUGGGCUCAAAGUGUGUCCAACAUUUCAAAUCUAAUGGAUGGUGGGUUGCUAGCAUCGACAUGGCUGCAAACGACGAGGCGAACGAAAACGUGAUUGUGAAGUUGAGUGAGUCUUUCCCCGAGCAGGCAGGACAGGUGACGGCAGAUGUGGCCCGGUUGCUAGGGGAACAGAAGGUGGAUGCCAUCUUGUGUGUGGCGGGAGGAUGGGCUGGAGGAAGCUGUAGCUCCAAAGAUUUAUACAAAAACACAGAUCUGAUGUGGAAACAGAGUGUGUGGACCUCCACUAUCUCCAGCCACCUCGCCUCUCUGCACCUAAAACAAGGCGGACUGUUGACUUUGGCCGGGGCCAAAGCGGCCCUGUCGGGCACUGGAGGUAUGGUAGGCUAUGGCAUGGCCAAGGCUGCCGUCCACCAGCUGUGUCAGAGUCUUGCAGCGAAAAACAGUGGGAUGCCAUCAGGAGCUGCUGCUGUGGCUAUACUGCCGGUUACCUUGGAUACGCCAAUGAACAGGAAGUUCAUGCCUGACGCAGAUUUCAGUUCCUGGACACCGCUGGAGUACAUCGCAGAAAUGUUCUUCAAGUGGGCCGCAGGAGAGAACCGGCCCGCUUCAGGAAGCCUGAUGCAGCUACUGACCUCCGGAGGUGAAACCCAGGCUGUCCCAGCGCAGUAGAGGACAGAGUGAAGCUGUGGAGAUGGUGACAGGGGGUUGGAAGGGGGAGAGCAAGAUGGAUGGAAGCAGAGAGAUAUAGAGUGGUAGAGAGAGGGGGAGGAGGAUAUGGGAAAAGAGAGUUAGAGAAAUAGGAGGAGUGAUGAAGAGGGUUGGAGGGCGUGGAGGUGAAGAAGAAAGAUGGUGACAGAGAGAAACUGAAUAAAAUGAGAAGCUGGAGAGGAGACGGCUAGAUGGGUUUGUUUUGGAGGGGCGGGGGGCUUUCAUUGCUACUGCAGCCUCACACCGCCAUCUAGCUGUAAAGCCCUACAAUUGUCUCACAGUCAAAAUCACUUGCUGGUUUUGAAUCCCCCUUCAGGGUGCAUUCAUCACUCUUGGGGAACAAUUUUGAGCACUUCUCCAAAAUAUUCUUUCUUCAGUGAAGUUAAAUGAGAAACAUUUAAUAUCAAAAUGUGAAAGUCUCUCUUGUUUUGGUCAGACUACAUGAAAGCAGUCGCUGAUUAAGAUGCAUAGAAUUUAUUAUCGCAUAACAUUGUAAUUCUGUAUCAUAGCAGUAUAAUUUCAAUACUUAGAUGUAUGAAAUUGCUCUUCACUUUUCCCCUAGAGUUUCUGUGUUUCACCAUAUUUUCCUUCUAUAGAGACCCCCUGUUCUCCAAAAUGACUAUCAGCCACUUCCUAGCUACACUAGCUACAGCCAUUCUCUUAAACAUCUGUGAAAUUCAACUCACAACAGUGUCAGUCCAGUGUGACAUCUGUAGACCUUUUUUAGUUUGUACUGUCUAUAGUUCCUGUAGGUCUUCUGCCACUGCGGGACCCUGAAGUCAAAGAAAGCCGCUGUUUUCUCUCAAACGGACAAUACAGUCUAAGGUAGAGUGGCCUUAUUUUAUGUUUGUAACUUUAACGUCAAAGUGUCCUUGGUGUCCGCGGUGUGAAGAAGGUGCUCUGUUCCUGUCGUGGGUUUUCUAAGUCAUGUAUUGUAACUGUGUCAAAUUCACAAUAAAAAAAAAAAUCCAAAUAAAGGAUCAGUGUUGA